AUGAAAUUAACAAAAGCAUUAUAUUUUAUUGCCUUUUUAUUGGCCAUAAACGUAUUCGUCCCAGGAUCUAAUAAUUAUGUUGAAGCUAAACCAAAUCCAAAAGGCGGUAACUCCCUUGCUAACAAAAUUAAAAAUAACAAAGCUGCACUUAUAUCUACAAUACUCGCAACAUUAGCAUUAGCAGCAGCUGGUACAACUUUUGGUGUAAUGCAUUUAAAAAAUAAAGGAAACUCUAAACCAAAACCCAAAGUAUCGGAAACUAAAUCAACACCCUUAGCUGGCCCAGCCAAAAGCGUAGCCGCAGGACCAGAUAAAAAUAGGCCAUCAUCACCAAGUAAUUAUCCUCAAAGAGCAUAUUCACCAGCAGCACACUAA
This is a messenger RNA of Plasmodium vinckei vinckei, 375 nucleotides long. RefSeq names its product early transcribed membrane protein. The record is from RefSeq and is a predicted model, not a curated record. Bases 1 to 375 code for a protein of 124 amino acids. NCBI's taxonomy places the organism in Eukaryota, Apicomplexa, Aconoidasida, Haemosporida, Plasmodiidae. The transcript has a single exon.